CCCGGUUUUCCUGGCAUGACCUUUUCCCUUGGCAACCACUUCCUCCGAGCAUCCACGGCCAUCUUUAAUUUUAAGUCAUUCGUGAAAAGUUGUUUCGCUCAUGUAAACACGCCGACCGACACAUUUGCGCACAAAGCAGCAUCGACGGCGCUGUGUGCAUGUAGUUUCCAGCGACGUGCUCCACACAGAGCCGAGCAGCACCGCAGCAGGCUGUCCGCAGAGAUUAAGAUGAGAAAGAAGCAGACUGCCAAACAACGGAAGACCGAGGAGACUCCUACAGUUGUCCAGGAGUUUGUGGUAGAAAAAAUAAUUCUCCGCAGAAUCUUUAAUGGAAGAGUGGAGUACUUCCUGAAGUGGAAAGGUUUCACUGAUGCAGAAAACACAUGGGAACCUGAGGACAAUCUGGACUGUCCUGAACUCAUUGAAGAGUUCCUGAGAAACACACAUUUCUCAGAGGUGAAUGAGGAAGAGCGCAGCGAACAAGAGUUCAUUCCAAAAGAAGAAAUGACAGAGCAGGAGACGGAAAUUUCCUUCAUGCAGUCUCAGCAGCAAGGCAACAGCGAGCCAAAUGACAAGCAGUCAGACUCCCCCACUAACCUCAGCACUUACCUCGAGCCUGAAUGCAUCAUCGGCUCCACAGACAGACAGGGAGAGCUCAUGUUCCUCGUCAAAUGGAAGAACUCUGACGAUGUGGCCCUGCUGCCGGCACGGGAAGCCAGCGUCAGGUGUCCCCAGGUGGUCAUCGACUUCUAUGAGCAGAAGCUGACCUGGCACUGCGGAGACGAGGAGCAGUGAAGUGUGUGUGCGUGGGUUGUGUACAGAGGCAAACUGAUAAACAGCUGUGCUCUCACUUGAAGCUUAGUUUAACCUCCAUCGAGUGUCCCUCCUUCAGCUGACAUUAGAGGCACACUGUGUGAAAUUACGCCGCAGGAAGGGGUUUCAGAUUCUGGCAGGUGCGAGAUCCUCUGCGGGGAAGGAUUUGAAGUGCUCUCAGUCCCGUGGUGCUCAACGAGGUCUUUGUGCCUUUGUGGAGACUGCGAUGGAGACUACAACUAACCUCUGUGUAGAGCAGCUGAUUUGAGGUCACUUGUAGCAGCUUAGGUCUCGCGUAAGCAGACACCAUCACUGUGGACAUGUUUUUGUUUUUAUUGUUGUGGAGUAAUUUUAGUAUUUAUAGUCCUGUUUUCCAUCUUGGUUGUUUAGUAUAUGCUUUCUAUAUUUUAUAGCAACACUGUGUAGGCAGAGUGAACUACCUGCUAUCCACCCCUAACCUCCAGUCCUUGUAGCUUUUAGUUAGAGCUGAGGAUUGUAGACCUGUUGUUCGAACGUUUGUUGUUUGAACUUGUAUUGUGUGAGGCGUUUAUAGCCAGCCACAGCUUGUACUGUGUCUUACUGUGUCUCCUUGUGUUUGAUGUCAAAUAUUUAUAAUUGUUGCCCACCAGAAAUUUCCCCUUAUUUCAUAUCAGCUGCUAAGUACCAAAUAUUCUCUUCUCCUCUAUAUUGAAUUAUAACCAGAUUAUUAUUGAGUUUAAAAAAAUAUAUAUUAUUUGGUGAUUACACAAAGUGAAGUCCUGGCAGAAUGAAUCAAAAGAUCAUAAUAUUUCUAAAGUAAAUUUAUUGUGAUUAACACAAUAACUUUUGUGCACCUGUCAUAGAUAAUAAGAUUGUUAAAAAUGUAGCACUUUAGAUACAAGACUGUCCAAUUACACAGGGCAUUGUCUUCCAGUAUUUAUAGAGGUCUGUGUACAUGAUAUUUGUAUCCUGAUGGCACUAUCCUGACUACAUAUCUCCCAUGACUGUUAUGGGACACUCAGCUGAACCUUAAACCUCCUGAAACACACCUGCUACUAAAUUACUGUAACUGUUGACCAUGGAUCUGUGAAGUCUCUGUGAAUAAAGGAAGUCUUUUUGUGAA
This is a messenger RNA of Perca fluviatilis (European perch), 1915 nucleotides long. RefSeq names its product chromobox homolog 3b (gene cbx3b). The coding region runs from base 16 to 795 and encodes 259 amino acids. Gene Ontology annotation, biological process: chromatin organization; negative regulation of transcription by RNA polymerase II. Gene Ontology annotation, molecular function: chromatin binding. Gene Ontology annotation, cellular component: pericentric heterochromatin; nucleus. The record is from RefSeq and is a predicted model, not a curated record. NCBI's taxonomy places the organism in Eukaryota, Metazoa, Chordata, Actinopteri, Perciformes, Percidae. The transcript has 5 exons.